GCGCAGAGGCUUAAUCACUGAGUCGAGCUACCUACUUAACGCUGAUCAAACCUACGGAGAACCAAUCCUUUAUUUCGACUGCUUAUUCUUAUUAUUAAAGGUCUAUAUACAUAUUCAAUGGGUUCUGGUUCAAGUCAAUGCGAAGAAAAAGAUGUGUCAUCACAGAACAACAUUGAGACUUCAGGUUCUCCCCCUGUCAUCCUUAUCACGGCCCCUUCCCGAGAGGACAUCUACGCUUCGCCAUCCACCAUGACCAUAGCCGAUGCCAUCAAAGAAAGGAGGCCGACUUCAACCCCGAUUUUUGUUGGACGCAAACCAAUAAAUAGCAACAAAACGUGAUUCUGAUGGAACUGUAGGCCUACUAUCUGCAAGAUCACCAAGAAGAGUAAAACCCUUCCAUUUUACUAAAGAAAACCCCACUCUGAUGAUGAUGUACACGCAGCUUGUGGUCCUGCUGGUUGUGGAUCCCAGAUGACACACAGGUGACACAAGGAUAUGUUAUAUCAAUAUAGUGCCUUUAAUCAUUAUUUAUGUUGGUAUAUUUUGUUGGCUUAUUAUGCAAAUGAUAUGCGAUACAUACUCCAAAUACAAUACAAUAGUGUGACAAGCUGCAAUCUAUGCAUAUAAUGUAUAUGGUUAUUGUUAUACAGUUUAUGAAUAAUGUAUCCCUUUUUGGUGUCAUGAUUGCAGAGAUGACGCUGCUGAACUCCGGAAAAGCUCAUGGUUGUCCAGUUUAAAAGCGAUACAAAACAAUGGCUGCACACGCUCCCUAGUUGUUUGGGAUUUGUAGAUAGCAUAAUCAUUCUACUUUUGCUUAGCUGUAUGCUGUUUUAAUUGACAAGAUGGAUAAUGUUGGAGAUGAUGAACCGGAUCCCAUUAGGCUCAAAUCGAUCAAGAACAAUAAAACAUUUACCGUGCCACAAAGUGAUAGGUUUGGGACCUGCCGAAGUGUCAAAGAGUUUGAGAAAUUCAACCGAAUUGGGGAAGGGACCUAUGGUAUUGUGUACCGAGCUCGAGACACCAGGUCUGAUGAGAUUGUAGCGUUGAAGAAGGUCCGCAUGGACAAAGAGAAAGAUGGCAUUCCCAUCAGCAGCCUCCGUGAGAUCACCUUACUGCUGAGACUGAGGCAUGUCAACAUAGUGGAGCUGAAGGAGGUGGUCGUAGGGAGUCAGUUGGAGAGCCUGUUCCUGGUGAUGAGUUACUGUGAGCAGGACCUGGCCAGUUUACUUGAGAACAUGCAGACGCCCUUCUCAGAGGCCCAGGUCAAGUGUAUAGUGCUUCAGUUGCUACGAGGCCUGGAGUAUCUUCACCAUAACUUCAUGUUGCACAGGGACCUGAAGGUUUCUAAUUUACUGAUGACCGACAAGGGAUGCGUCAAGAUAGCUGAUUUUGGUUUGGCCCGUGUGUACGGUAUCCCUGUACAGCCGAUGACCCCCAGAGUGGUGACACUAUGGUAUAGAGCCCCAGAGCUCCUUCUCGGGACAAAAACACAGACAACUGCACUAGAUAUGUGGGCAGUGGGCUGUAUCGUGGCUGAGCUGCUGGCCCACAAGCCCCUGCUGCCUGGAGGCUCAGAGAUCCAGCAGGUGGACCUCAUCGUCCAGCUACUGGGAACGCCCAAUGAUAACAUCUGGCCUGGUUUCUCCCGGCUUCCUCUGGUUGGUCAGUAUAGUCUGAGGAAGCAGCCCUACAACAACCUGAAAAACAAAUUCACCUGGCUGUCGGAAGCCGGCCACAGACUGCUCAACCUUCUCUUCAUGUACAAUCCCCAGCGCAGAGCAACUGCCAAAGAUUGCUUGGAUAGUUCUUAUUUUAAGGAGAAACCUCUACCAUGUGAACCCGAACUGAUGCCAACCUUCCCACACCACCGCAACAAGCGUGCGGCACCUCGCGUAGAGAGCCGUCCCAAACGAAGCAAGGUGUGAUGGGACGAAAGUUGAGGACAAGCCCCCCCCCCUCGCCACGACGACAGCAUCCUAUUCCACAAUAACAAUGAUCUGUCAAAGAUCAGAAGGCUCCUUUGUUCACCUCCAAACUUCUCUCCCUCUCCACUGAAUACAAGAAACCCUUUGCUUUUGCUGGCUACCCUUGUACAUGUUGAUCACAUGCAUGUAAAAAAAUAUGUAAGUAUCCAAUAAGACAUUUUUUAUGAAAUGUUCUGCCUUUUGUAGGAUUGGCAUUUGCAGAUGGGCCUUUGCAGAUGACCUCAGUGUAUAGAGGAUAUUUAAGGUCGUUUCUUAAGGUUUCAGCACCAUCUUGGAGAGGAGCCUGAAGUAGUACGUAUAAGUGGACUCAAAGUGCUGCUCCGAAAUGAGUGAAAAAUAGAUCAAGCCCACGCAACUUGUUGGAUUCUACUAUGAUUCUACUAUGACUGUUUAUGAACACAAACCAUUGUGGACAACCAAACAUGAUUUUUUUUUGUCCUUUGAUAAUAAAUGAAUCGGAUAUAUUUUAUCUGAAGUAUACGGUGACCGUGUAGUAUAGAAAAAUCAAACCUGUGAUGCAUGCAUCUGUAUAUCUUGAUCCUUUUUUUAUAUAUGUUAUCGACUUUUCGCUUUGCUGUAGAUGCCGUCAAUCUUGCUGGAACAAAGAAACAUUCAUUUAAAAGUUGAAAUGUAGACAUUUUAUUUCCUUCCGAUUAUUCAAGUAAUUAUAAUAACAUUUUAUGACUAGUAGUACGUUAGUUUAUUAUAAACUGACUUUGCAAUUGAAACAUAUGAUGUACCUUCAAAUACGCAUAGAUAGCAGCAAUAUUGCUCAGUCAAACAUCUCUAAACAAUUGAUUUCUGAAGUAUCAUUGUAAGUAUCAUUGUUAAGAUUAGUUGUUGGGAGGGGAGGGUUGGAGGACAACACUGAAGUAACCACACAACCUCCUGAUGAUAAUGUAAGUUACUGGGUACAAUAAUGCUAGAAAACAGAAUUGAAACGUACAUAGAUCCGGCAUCACAAUUGAGAAAAUACUGGGGAAAGAUGUCAAUAUCUGUUGCGUACUAAACAGCAUUCACACAGUUAAAUGACUUAAAUACUGAGCUGCAUAAAUUAAAUACGUCUGAAAAAGUGCUUUAAAACAAGGUUUGCAAAGAAGCACCGGUAAACCAACCAAGAACUUAAUUUUAAGAUUUUCAAACAUUUUGAAACAUUGUGAUUUCUUUCUUGGUGAGCCAUACUGUUCUUCAGAUAUUAUGAGUCGAACGAUUUUUUUCAGCUGGCAGCAACAAGGAAAUCUUGGUGCGAGUAAAGCAAUGGUUUACGGAAACAGACAGUGAUGUAUGCCAAUCACAAUUGGAUUGACAUAUCACUAAAAAAAUGAACAAAGCCAACCUUAAAUGUGUUAAAACAUUAACACACAAAUAAAUUAACAAUAACAAAUGAAAAGGCAGCAGAUGCACACAAACAUCCACAUGCCUGGAACAAUAAAGUACAAACAUAAUUGAUGUUUGUUCCUUAAAGCUUAUAUCAAGCUAAUAUGCAGCAUGUUCAGUCAAUCCUUUAAAAGACUGUAGUCUAAGCGGUAGACUAUGAGAAGGGACGAACUAAACGGAAUCCGUGUUCUGCGUCAGGUAACAUGUAGAUUCAAAAAGAUACUAGGUAGCGUCUAAGACCGGACAGGAAACACAGGCUGUUGUCCACUCUGUCUUUUAGACUAUUUUUCUCUUCAACCUCAUCCAAAGAUUCAAAAACAGUGCAUGGACCAGAUUCGAGAAAACAAAAAGACAACUCUCACCCCAUCAGGUACUUUUUUUUGUUAUUUUUUAGGCACCAUCUGUUUUUACGUAAAAAUCCAUGAAAGGCAGUGACUCACGUACAUCCAAUCAGAGAAGACGCAGGGGAGAGGGAGAAGGAGGGAGUGAGAAUAAGUACAGUAGCUGGGCUUAACUUGAGGGGAACUUGGUACAAGGGAGCCAGUGAGAGGAGAUGGAGCCUUUGGGGAGACGGGAAGGGGCUUUGUCUCCUAUUCAGCCCUCCAUUCCAAAGUCCUCUGUGAACUUCGUGACCUUCAGCAGGUCCUCAGAGUUGACGGUGGGACGCGUGGUGGACAGAGAGCGCAACAUGUCCGACUGGAAGAGACAAGAGGCUGUGUUCAAUUGGGCUUGCUUGUUCCCUCAUUCCCUAUUCCAUAUAUAGUGAACCCCAAAUAGGAUAGGGAUAAGUAUAUGGGGAAUUCUGAGACUAAUUAUGUGCCAGAAAUCCAUCAACGUGACGUGUAUUGGUCACACAAACUAGCUGACGUGCUGAUUUGCGUACCAUUUUUUUUUCCUUUGUCCCCAUUUAAGCGUACAGACUUCUAUCCUGAGGAAUGUGUGUGCCAAACCAAAGGGACCCUCUCUAUUAUAUGUAUCUGAUGACAAUGAAAGCCCCAAUGCAUCAUGGGAUAUAGUACGGAGAUAAGUCACUCACUGGGCAUUUAAAUGUGUUAUUACACUAUGUGUGUGUGUGUGUGCAUGGGUGGGUGUGUGUCUCACCAUGCAUACUAUGGGCUCCAGCAGCUUGUCACUAGGCACGUCCAUCCAGGUCAACUCUAUGGCAUCGGGGUCCCCCGGGGAACAGGGGGUCAAGAGGUCAUCUACCAUAAGCUGAGCGUUGCUACGUGACGGACCAUGCACCUGCAACGCAACAAGGUGACGGAGAACCGAAUCACAUAUUCAACACACAACUCGACACAACACGUUAGGGCUGUUUGAUAUGAUGAUAUAUAUAUCGGGGGACGAGAGAAAAAUGUCCAUCUAUCGUUCCUAUCGCUAUUUG
This is a messenger RNA of Gadus chalcogrammus (walleye pollock), 4746 nucleotides long. RefSeq names its product cyclin dependent kinase 10 (gene cdk10). Lineage: Eukaryota; Metazoa; Chordata; Actinopteri; Gadiformes; Gadidae. Gene Ontology annotation, biological process: protein phosphorylation; regulation of mitotic cell cycle. Gene Ontology annotation, cellular component: nucleus. Gene Ontology annotation, molecular function: cyclin-dependent protein serine/threonine kinase activity; ATP binding. The coding region runs from base 843 to 1925 and encodes 360 amino acids. The record is from RefSeq and is a predicted model, not a curated record. The transcript has 14 exons.